This is a messenger RNA of Rattus norvegicus (Norway rat), 1070 nucleotides long. It is a transcript of the gene Akap19, whose product is annotated as A-kinase anchoring protein 19. The record is from RefSeq and is marked validated. Lineage: Eukaryota; Metazoa; Chordata; Mammalia; Rodentia; Muridae. The transcript has 3 exons. Gene Ontology annotation, cellular component: plasma membrane. Gene Ontology annotation, molecular function: protein kinase A regulatory subunit binding. Bases 446 to 769 code for a protein of 107 amino acids.
CUUGUCUGAGCCAAGAUACAACAUACUUGCCCUCAGAAGAGGACAAUUUUUUCCUCCUUUGUCCUAGGGCUGUUAUCAUACAAGGCUCUAUAGAAAAACAUUAAUAAUGUUAAAAUUCUGUCAUUCAUUUUGAAAUGAACAAGGCUUUCAUGAUACAUCUUGUCUUUGAAGAUGAGAAUACAAGACAACAGGUAUCUAGUUAACAACACUUACCAUCACAAUCUACAAACACAGCACUUUUGUUUUUCAAGAGAGGAUUCCUCUUUGUACUCCUAACUGUAAACACAAGACGUGAAGAGUAGGAAAAGGGACCAGUGCUUGCCAAAGGGGCCUGAGAGGGAGGCCAGGUUACCACCGUGUGGACAGCCCUGCACUGGUUUCCAAAGAUGCUCUUGAAGUAGUCCUCAUUAACACAGCUUGCCUUCACCUGCCAAAGCUCUACAUCAUGGGCUGCAUGAAGUCAAAGGAAACGUUCCCAUUUCCUACCACAUUAGACAUUGACAAGCUACACGAGAGUGAAGAGGCCUUUAUGCCAGGUGAUACCUGUCAAUAUAGGACGCCUUCUACAGAUGAACAACAGCAAGUCCAGGAGGAAGUGAAGAAACCCCCAGUGCCCGGUGCCGUGAUCGGUUCCGUGAUCCUUGAAUUUGCAGACCGUCUGGCCAACGAAAUUGUGGAGGAUGCCUUACAGCAGUGGGCAUGUGAAAACAUCCAAUACUACAACAUCCCAUACAUUGAGAGUGAGAGCUCUGACAUCACCAUUGAUUGAUGAUACUUGACUGUGCUCUGGAUGUAGUUGGUGCUAGUUAAAUACAUAUGUUUUCAAACUCCAACUGGAUGUUAAGCCGUGUCUCUGAUAUUAGUGUAGGGAUGCUUAUGGUGUAAUAUAAUUUUAAGCAGUUCUACUAUUUUAACAUCAAUGUACAUCUGCUUGAUCUCAAAUUUUGGUCACAGAAGGCCUGGAAAGAGGUCUUACGCCACCCAGCCAUUAGCUGUCUGUCAUACCAUGCUCUUCCUGGGGGCAGAAAUGACAUCACCAAAGAAAAUGUUGAGUAAAAAGUGCCCAAGUU